Messenger RNA from Lindgomyces ingoldianus, 628 nucleotides. RefSeq lists its product as uncharacterized. The transcript is spliced from 3 exons. Lineage: Eukaryota; Fungi; Ascomycota; Dothideomycetes; Pleosporales; Lindgomycetaceae. The record is from RefSeq and is a predicted model, not a curated record. Bases 94 to 516 code for a protein of 140 amino acids.
CGUUAAAUAGGCCUUUAAGAUGUGGGCUCGAGUCAUUCAUUGCUCUCUUCUGAAUAUAUUUCAUCGUAAAUUUACUUCCUAGAGGACGCUAUCAUGAGUGCCUACGCUUCCGAAUACCCCUCCAUCUCUUUUGAUCCAGGCUACAAGAAGUUUUUCGAAGACUUCUACGCUACUUCAGACACGCCAGACGCGCAUGAGAAGUAUGUUGACUUCUUCACUCCAGAUGCGACGUUGAUCAUGGCUUCGAAGCGAGGAAAAGGCUCGUCUGAGAUUCUUGCAUUACGAAAAGGAUUAUGGGAGAAGGUAUCCAGCAGGGUCCACCGGCCCUUGAAGAUCUUCCCAUAUGGUCCAAACUCCGAUGAAGUGAUGCUUCAUGGGACAGUGAAGUAUGGUUUGAAGGUUGGUGGAGAAGCGAAUGUGGAUUGGGCGGCAUAUGCACAUUUAACAAAGGUUAAUGGGGUUGUCAAGAUGGAUUUCUAUCAGGUCUAUCUUGAUACCGCUGCACAAAAUCGCUGAAGCGAAAGAAAGCCGCAAGGCUUUAACUAUUCCUAGCAUCGCGUGUCUAUGAUGCAAUAAAAACGGAAGUAGCGAUAUUAAGUAUCUUUGAACGCGUCAUAUAGCCUCCAAU